Sphenostylis stenocarpa is the source of this 1851-nucleotide messenger RNA. Lineage: Eukaryota; Viridiplantae; Streptophyta; Magnoliopsida; Fabales; Fabaceae. The record is from the annotation of a GenBank genome assembly.
AUGAUGAGACACCGAAGCCAUGGUUGGAUGCCACCUGUAAACACUGAAAAGACUCAACAUUUUGGUGAUUUUGUCUUUGAGCUUAAAGCAAAACGGGACCCUGGUUUUUCUGUUUUAUUGAAAAUCAAUAUUAUUCACAAACUGUGGUCAAAUAUUUCCAUAAAUCAGUUAAGGGUCGUAGGACCGAAAACUACCAAAAUACCCUUUGGUCGUUGGUUCUUUCUUUUUGCCGUUGGAACUUGGAACACAAUACAAAAGGCCUACGGUGCUCUCAAAGACUCCACCAAGGUUGGCCUAGCCAAGGUCAAUAGCGAAUACAAGGAUUUGGACAUUGCCAUCGUGAAGGCUACCAGUCAUGUAGAAUAUCCUCCUAAGGAACGUCAUGUUAGAAAAAUAUUCUAUGCAACUUCAGCACACCAACCACGGGCAGAUGUGGCGUACUGCAUACAUACACUUGCUAGGAGGCUUUCAAAGACACGGAAUUGGAUAGUUGCUGUAAAGACAUUGAUAGUCAUUCAUAGAAUACUGAGAGAGGGUGAUCCUACUUUCAAAGAAGACCUCAUAAACUAUGCCCGCAGGGGACGUUUUCUUCAAAUAUCCAAUUUCAAAGAUGACUCUAGUCCUCAAGCUUGGGACUGUUCUGCAUGGGUUCGAAGCUAUGCACUAUUUUUAGAAGAAAGGCUUGAAUGUUUUAGAGUCCUUAAAUAUGAUAUCGAGUCUGAGCGUUUAACAAAAUCAUCACCCGUUAUAACGAAGGGACAUGGCAGAACACGGUCCUUGACUAGUGAAGGGCUAUUGGAGCAGCUGCCUGCGCUGCAGCAACUUCUAUAUCGCCUAGUUGGUUGUCAGCCUGAAGGUUCGGCUUUCAACAAUUAUCUAAUACAGUAUGCACUGGCCUUGGUAUUGAAGGAGAGCUUCAAAAUAUAUUGUACCCUGAAUGAUGGAAUCAUAAAUCUUGUGGAACUGUUAUUUGAUAUGCCAAAAUAUGACGCAAUCAAGGCGUUGCAUAUUUAUAAAAGAGCUGGCCAACAGGCUGAAAAUCUUGCUGAAUUCUAUGAAUACUGCAAGAGAUUGGACCUUGCUAGGAAUUUUCAAUUUCCAAUCUUGAGACAGGAGCAUCAAGAAAAUGACCGAUCACCUCAAAAGGAAGCAGAACCCGAAGUAUCUGAAGAGGCUCAAGCAAAUGAAAAACCAGAUGAAGAAGUCAAUGAGGAAGAACCAGUGGACAAAGAUGAAACAGAGCCUAAGGAAGAGGAAGCUGAACUUCCUCCUUUGAUAUCAACUGAUACUACUGAUGAUUUGCUGGGUAUAAACGACAUAAAUCCAAAAGCCCAGGAACUAGAAGAAAGCAAUUCUUUAGCGCUAGCAAUUGUUCCAUCCGGAGGAAAUAACUCAAGCAAUCUUGCUUUGGCUAACAUAAAUGGAACGUCUGGUUGGGAACUUGCACUGGUUACAACACCAAGUAACCAUUCAGGCCAAGUACCAGAUCGCGAAAUGGCUGGUGGGUUUGACAAGCUAUUACUAGACAGUUUGUAUGAAGAUGAAAAUGCUAGGAGACAGCUUCAAGUCCGUAAUGCAGGCUAUGGAUAUGGGGGAAUGGAUACACAUAAUCCAUUCGAUCAUCAUAAUCAACAAGAUCCAUUUGCAAUGUCCAACAACAUAGUACCUCCACCCAACGUGCAAAUGGCAUUCAUGUCUCAGCAACAUCAACAACAACAAAUGAUGUUCCACCAACAGCAACAACAUAACAUGAUGAUGGUUAUUUUGAGUGCUUGGUCAGGAUCCAAACUAUAUACAAACAACAUUGAGAUGAAAAAACGUGAGAAGAGUUUAUCCCAAAACAACCAGUAG